Messenger RNA from Caretta caretta (loggerhead turtle), 1144 nucleotides. It is a transcript of the gene MRM2, whose product is annotated as mitochondrial rRNA methyltransferase 2. Gene Ontology annotation, molecular function: rRNA (uridine-2'-O-ribose)-methyltransferase activity. NCBI's taxonomy places the organism in Eukaryota, Metazoa, Chordata, Testudines, Cheloniidae. The record is from RefSeq and is a predicted model, not a curated record. Gene Ontology annotation, cellular component: mitochondrion. Gene Ontology annotation, biological process: RNA methylation.
CGGCCCAGAGCGUGUUUCAGGCGUGGAGGCCUCAGAGGAGACCCUGGGAGCCGGGCGGGGCUGUGGGCCGGAGCCAUGAGCCGUUAUCAGAGGUUGGUGAGCGCUUCCCUUCAGUGCCAAAGGUUCCACACUGCUGCAGGAUAUCUAAAGAGCAAAACCGGGGCAGAGCAUCGCUGGCUGGAGCGGCAUCUUAAGGAUCCAUUUGUGCGGGCAACAAAACAGCAUAAUUAUCGUUGCCGGAGUGCUUUCAAACUGCUGGAGAUGGAUGACAAACAUAAGAUUCUUCGUCCAGGGCUCUCUGUGAUAGACUGCGGGGCAGCUCCUGGAGCUUGGAGUCAGGUUGCUGUACAGCGAGUCAAUGCUUUGGGCUCUGAUCCUAAUGCCCCUGUUGGUUUUGUCCUUGGAGUUGACCUUCUUCAUAUUUCCGCUCUGGAAGGAGCAGUCUUCCUUUCCAAUGCUGAUAUUACAGAUCCAGUCACGCUUAAGAAGAUCCAGGAGCUCCUUCCUACAGAGAGGGCAGAUGUUAUCUUGAGCGACAUGGCACCUAAUGCCACAGGGAUCCGAGAGUUAGAUCAUCAGAAGUUGAUUAACUUGUGCUUGACCCUUUUGGAUCUGUCCCAAAGCAUCUUGCGGCCAAGAGGAACUAUCCUCUGUAAAUUCUGGGAUGGACGGGAAGCCCAUCUUCUCCAAAACAGACUAAUGGAGCGCUUCCAGGACGUGAGAACUAUAAAGCCUCAGUCCAGCCGGAAGGAGUCAGCAGAGAUCUAUUACUUGGCAAAACUGUACAAUGAUGGAGUGAAACAUCAGAAACACUGAUUGUGUCUGCCUUUAUUGUCAGUCACUGACUGGAUACUUUGAUUUGAAGUGUAUUUAAAAAAAAAUCCCAGCAUUGAGACUCUGAAAUUGAAUUGCUUUAUGGUUAAGCCUAAUUUGGUGAAAUCUGUCAUUUAUAUAACAUCAUAGAUGUGCAUCAUGCUUUACAGGUACAAAAUAAAACAAGGUUGUUGUCCCACUGAGUUUAUAAUCUAACUAGGCAAGUAAGAACAUCCAGUCUAACUCCACCUCUGGGAAGAAAGCUCUUGGAAAUGAUAUAAAAGCUGGCUGUAGGGGAUGGAAACAAAAAUAAAAGUUAUUGAUUUGUUUA